Symbiodinium natans is the source of this 1587-nucleotide messenger RNA. The record is from the annotation of a GenBank genome assembly. Lineage: Eukaryota; Dinophyceae; Suessiales; Symbiodiniaceae.
AUGGCUGCGGAGAUCUUCAACGAUCUGGCAGCACCCGUCGAGGCGAAGGAUGAGAGCGGAGAGUGGAAGGUGAUCUACCCUACGAAGUCUCUGAUGCUCCCUGGUCGCGCGCUGACUCUGCGGCUGAGAGAAGAGCCCACGGUGCUUGACAUCUGCGAGCGCGAAAAGCAUGGCGUGCUGAAGGCCUCGGAAGAUUUCGGACAACUCAGCCUCCGCGGGAAGCAGAUGGACGCGGAGGAGCGGAGAGCCACUGAGAGGGAGAAGGUGCGCAGAGAGGAGGCCUGCCAGCGCCAGCUAGAGCAGAUCGCCAAAGAGGCCAGGAGGAUACGGAACAGACUUGGCAUGUCUUGGAUUAUUAUCUUGGAAACCGUCAUAAGCCUGCUCCUCCUCAUCCUCCUCGUCGCGGCCGUGAGGCUCGACGGGCGUGCCCCGCAGCCGCCGUUCGAAGCCGCGAUGGCGGUUCUGUCCAUCGGAUUGCUGGGCUUCUUCGUCGGGCGCUGCGGCACCAAAACCGCACGCAGCGACGCGACCUUUGGGGACUACGCCUGCUGCGCCCGGGCGGCCUUCAACUGUGAGGGGAUUUUGGGCCUCGCCGCCUUGGCCCUCAUGACGUGGCAGCAUGGUGCGGAGUUCUGGUGGACGUCCCUCACCUUCUGGCCGGUGGCCGGCUGCGGCCUCGGCUGGUGGAUCUACAACUGCCGCAGAGGAGCUUUGGGCCAUUUGGGAGAGCUGGACCACGACUACGACCGUUUCGAGGAGGAGCAGGCUAGGGAUCAUGUGAAGAACCGGACCAUCCGCUUCGAGGGCCGUGUGAUUCCAGAACGAGGACGCCCCUGCGUGGCUUCCUGGCCAGGGAAGUACGAGGGCGCCUGGGAGGCUUUGGUGCGCCGCACGCGGGCCGGGGAGGUGAGCGCCGCCGUUGUCUUCUUGCCGGACGGCACGGCAGACCACGGCUGCCACGCCCGGAUCCCGACCGCUGAAGGUCUUUCUCACGAUCCCGGUGCUUGCUGGUGCAUCCCUCUGUAUGGGGAGCCAAAGCCUUGGGGGUGCAGGUGGUGGACCCAGUGGCUUCGAAACGUGGAGAUGGCCGUGGAGAGCGGGGCAGAGUUGGAGGUUUAUUUCUUUGCAGGCCUUGCUGGCAGAGGAAAGGUGCAAAGCUUCGAUUCCGCCGCCCCGGAGCACCUUCGCAGAGAGGAGAUCUAUGGCAAGCUCAGGGAGUUCAAGGAGUCUCCGCAAUUCAAAGCAGCCUCGGCCCAAGGCCUCGACGGCCUCUCCCGCGAGCGUCGCGAGGACAGCAGCUCCCGGCACAGCCGGGAGCUGCACCGCCUCUUCCUUGCCUGGCUCCCGAAAGAAGAGGCCGAGUUCCUGGAAGCCUCCGAAGGCCUCGGAAACUCCCAGAAAGCUGAAGUGGCCUGGCUGGAUCGCAAGGGCUAUCAGUACCGGGAGGUGGACGUCUCCAUGUGGCUUUCGGAUGCCGAUGCCGGUCUGGAGGUCCAUCAGCCACACGGUGCUGCUGAUGACCUUUCAACACCACGCAUGCCCAUUCCCCAUGAGGUGCCGGCUGACAUCCAAAGCCUAGAUCCCUAG